AUGGCACUGUGCGAGGACACAGAGGAGCUCCUCCGUGUCGUUUGUGAGAUUGGUGAGAUAAAGUCUAUGAGAGUGGCAGUGGAGAGCAGUGUCAAGGCAGGGAUUAUUGUUGGCACAGUAACCACAAUCUGUGGAUUAUUGCUGGGACCCUGGGGAUUGGCUUUUGGUGGGACAGUGGCUGGUGUUACAACAGCAUACAAGUGGAAUGGAAGUUUCCGAUCAGUUCCGAACAUUCUCCUCAACGACCUGACCGAAGUCCAAAAAAAUCGUCUGGCAACGGCACUUAAGCGUCUACUUACCCAGCAGAAUAUUUUAACAGCCGCUGAUUUUGCCUUAAAAGUUGCUACAUACGACAGCAUCACUGGCCUGGUGAUCCCUAUCGUGAGGUCUUUCUUGGAAACGGAUAUGAGAGUGACUGUCAUAUGAUAAGAGGACAGGAAAGGCUAAUUUUUGUAUCAGAUAAUUUGUCUAAAAUAUAAAAUAUAUAUGGCUGGUAUUAGUGUACAACACACGAUAAAGUGAAUAAAUAACUCAUUACAGUUUUUUUA
Molecule: messenger RNA, 548 nt
Organism: Diachasmimorpha longicaudata
Lineage: Eukaryota; Metazoa; Arthropoda; Insecta; Hymenoptera; Braconidae
Product: protein C19orf12 homolog
Exons: 2
Coding region: 1-426 (141 amino acids)
Source: RefSeq, a predicted model, not a curated record